GCCAGAUUGCAGGACAACGUGGACUGAAGGCAACAUUGCAUAAACCUCGUAUCAUAAGCUGAUAGCAGCGUGACUAGUGAACUAUAGCAAAGGGCCCGUGUUGCUAAUUGGAAGUUGUGCUGUAUUCUCGAGGAACUUAAGCUAGCUAGUUAACGUUAAUCAGGUUGUUGCUUGCAGCACUUGAUCUGAGGAGUAGUAGGAGCUUUAGCCACCGUCACUAUUAGCCAGUGUUAGUUUGGAUUGUGGUGCAAGGCAGAGAAGAGACAGAUCAGCUUCAUGACGAUGACUGCAGAGGAGCAAACAAGUGAAGUACAACAUACAAUCCCCCUGGAGGGAGAGGACAUCACACCAAAGAAAGAUGGGGGUGUUUUAAAGGUGAUCAAAAGGGAAGGUACAGGCACGGAACUGCCUAUGACCGGUGACAAAGUGUUUGUACAUUAUGUGGGCACACUUCUGGACGGGACUCAUUUUGACUCCAGUAGAGACAGAGGAGAGAAGUUUUCCUUUGAGUUGGGCAAAGGACAAGUAAUAAAGGCUUGGGACAUCGGUGUAGCCACAAUGAAAAUUGGGGAGUUGUGCCAGCUCAUCUGUAAGCCAGAGUAUGCUUAUGGAUCUGCAGGCAGCCCACCCAAGAUACCACCCAGUGCCACUCUUGUUUUUGAGGUGGAACUGUUUGAAUUUAGAGGGGAAGACAUAACUGAAGAAGAGGAUGGAGGAAUCAUCCGACGCAUUAUCACUAAAGGAGAGGGAUAUUCUAAACCUAAUGAGGGAGCAGCUGUUGAAGUAACCGUGAUAGGGACCUGCGAUGACAGUGUGUUUGACGAGAGGGAAUUAAAGUUUGAAAUUGGAGAUGGUGAGAAUUUGGGUUUGCCAGCUGGAGUCGAGAAGGCUAUCAUGGCUAUGGAACAGGGAGAGGAGGCGGUCUUCACAAUUAAACCUAAAUAUGGUUUCGGGAAUGCAGGAAAUGCAAAGUUUAACAUUCCUGGUGGAGCAACAUUGCAGUACAAGAUUAAACUAACAGCCUUUGAGAAGGCUAAGGAAUCAUGGGAAAUGAACGCAUUGGAAAAGCUGGAGCAGAGCAGCAUUGUCAAAGAGAAGGGAACACAGUAUUUUAAGGAGGGAAAAUAUAAGCAGGCAUCAGUGCAGUACAAAAGGAUUGUGUCAUGGCUGGAACAUGAAUCUGGUUUGUCGGAAGAGGACGAGAAGAAGGCGAAAUCAUUGCAGCUUGCUGCGCACCUGAAUUUGGCCAUGUGCUUCCUUAAACUACAGGAGCCAAACAAAGCCCUGGAACACUGUGACAAGUCGAUGGAGUUGGAUGCAUCCAAUGAAAAGGCGUUAUUCCGAAGGGGAGAGGCGCUGUUUGGAAUGAACGAGUUUGAGAAGGCGAGAGAUGAUUUCCAAAAAGUGCUUCAGCUGUAUCCUGCCAACAAGGCUGCAAAGAACCAGGUGCUGCUUUGUCAGAAACGUAUAAAGGAGCAGCACGAGAAGGACAAACGCAUCUAUGCCAACAUGUUCCAGAAAUUUGCAGAGAGGGAUUCAAAGAAAGAAGCAGAGAAGGGGAAGAGUGAGAGCGUGGAGAACGGAGACGAUGCGAUGGAGGUUGAAAACGGAGAAAAGGAAGCUGGGGGUGAAGCAAAAGCGUAGAUGAAGACGCAGCUUUUUUUUUUUCCUUUUCUUUUUCUUCCUUCUCUCCUGCGGUUCAUCUGUACUUCAGACUUUUGUAACUCUGGCCAUUUGUGUUUAAGGUGUGAUUGUUUGUGUGUGAGAAUGAGUAUGUCAUCGACAGCACUGACCUUGGGCACGUCCUCGCUGGCUUUCUUCUUGUUGGGCUUUUUGCUGUGGCAGCUAGCCGAGUGUGGGGUGAGGUGUCGUCAGCUUAUGGCACUGUGGGACGUGGAUUUAAAUGAAUUGUAUGCUACAGUCCUACGUCCACCCCCAAACAACUCCCCCACAACUCUGAACUGUGCAUGUGGUUUCAAAAGAAUUUGGGAAGUGUGUGGGGGGGGAAUUGCAUCCAAAAUGUUAAGUGCAGAAUUUCAGAACCUUCACCCGUCAAGGGCUAGACCAUCCCCCACCUUGCACUACCUUCUGUCUAACCCACCCAAUGUUUUUUGCUAUCCAUCCAAGCCUCCUCACGGGCCUACUGAUCAAUUCCGGAGUUGUGAUGGCUGUGUGCAUAGAUCCACUGUGUUUUCAAUGUUAGUGCCUAUGUCCCAAAGUAUGUAUGUAGCAGCACUGUGGAUAGGUGGAGUAAUAAGAUGUUGGUGUGAAAUAGCUGUCAAACUUGGAGCUUUUCUCUCAGUUUAAAAUGGAGUUCACUUUUAACCCCUAGGGUACAGGACUGUUCACCUUCUGCUUUGGAAAUGAUUUUUUGUACUUUUUAUUUCCUAGUGUUGUGCUUGUGAUUUCUGUAUUGUUCUCAAAACUACAAAUACAACAGUUUACUUAACUGGAAUAUGUGCAUUUUUAAAGCAGCUACAGUAGAAAGUACCUGAAUUUGCUUCUCCUGGAUGCCCUCAAGUAUUAAGCAGUUAAGUCUUAAUUUACUGUAAAAAGUACUUGUAUGAAACUGUACAUAUUUAGCUUGUCAGAUUCAGGUUCAGACUGUGCACCAGAGGAUGAAAUUACCCUUUUUCAUUUUAGUCAGCAGUGCCUGCAGGAAAGGGGUGAAAAACCAAAUGAGAGGCCCGUUUUUUAAAAACAUGGCUGUGGGUUGUAUGUACAGCUCAUCUUUGUUGGGGGGGGAAAAGUCACUGCUUGUUCUGUCCUGACAGAAGGAUUUAAUAAACAAAUGGAUACAACUCAGCUGCGUGUGAUAUUUUUGACUUGCACAUGCAUUUCCUCCCACUUUUCGUUGGUCACUUGAGGAACUCGAGAACCUGUGAAGUAUGCAUUGACACAAAGUGCAAAAUAAAGAAUCUCCUGACGGUGUGUCACAUGAGGAGGACAACUCCUCAGCUGGACUUAUGGUCUAUGAUGUGGAGUUUUUACUUUAAGCAAAAUGAAAUUGACCUCAUUUUAAAUUCUUAAAUGUUUAAAGGUUGCAUGAGUUGAUAAUGGCUAAGCUGUAAUAACUUUGAUUUGUAAUAUAUGCAUUGCAAGUUAACUGAAUUUGGUGUUUGCACUGUCUGUCAGACAAAGUAAGCUACUGCAAAGUGAUGGGGUGGGACUGUAAAUGCAUUUUUUUUUAUUAUUAUUGUUUCAUAUUGUGCUUCAAUGAAACAUAAGGUUAACUAAGAUGUUUACUCUCCAUCUUUAUGGGAGGAAUAUUAAAAUCUCUGUGCAAAAAUA
Molecule: messenger RNA, 3291 nt
Organism: Oreochromis aureus
Lineage: Eukaryota; Metazoa; Chordata; Actinopteri; Cichliformes; Cichlidae
Gene: fkbp4
Product: FKBP prolyl isomerase 4
Exons: 11
Coding region: 277-1644 (455 amino acids)
Molecular function (GO): peptidyl-prolyl cis-trans isomerase activity; protein binding
Source: RefSeq, a predicted model, not a curated record